This is a messenger RNA of Ylistrum balloti, 1503 nucleotides long. Its product is annotated as alkaline phosphatase, tissue-nonspecific isozyme-like. The record is from RefSeq and is a predicted model, not a curated record. Bases 91 to 1503 code for a protein of 470 amino acids. NCBI's taxonomy places the organism in Eukaryota, Metazoa, Mollusca, Bivalvia, Pectinida, Pectinidae. Gene Ontology annotation, biological process: dephosphorylation. The transcript is spliced from 9 exons. Gene Ontology annotation, molecular function: alkaline phosphatase activity.
AAGCUUGCGGAACAGGAAUUAAAAAACGCAUUGAACCGGAAGCCCAACAAUAAUACAGCUAAAAAUGUCAUCCUGUUUGUGGGCGACGGAAUGGGCGGGCCUACUGUGACGGCAACCAGGAUUCUCAGGGGCCAAACCAUGGGCCAAACGGGCGAGGAAACCGUUCUGGAGUUCGAGAAAUUUCCAAAUGUAGGAUAUUCAAAGACAUACUCUCAGGACAGACAAACGACCGAUUCUGCAGCAACAGCGACUGCCCUGCUGUGCGGAGAGAAAACAAAUUACCGUUUGAUAGGCUUAAACGACCAAGCUAGGGAUGGGCAGUGUGCAAGCCAACAUGGAAACGAAAUUACUUGUGCAUUUGAAUGGUUCAGAGCAGAUGGUCGGUCUUUGGGUUUGGUCACCACAGCGAGGGUCACACAUGCUACGCCUGCAGCAGCGUACGCCAAAUCGGCGUCACGUAACUGGGAGGUAGACGGUGAUAUGGUGGGCGUUACUGGAGGGUGUAAAGAUAUCGCCUCACAACUCAUUUAUAAUAAUAGUGAUAUAAAGGUUAUAUUAGGUGGAGGACGUCAGUUUUUCCUUGGAAAAGAUGAUUAUGAUCCUGAACUGAAUGACGGAAAUUCUGGUAAACAACGACAGGAUGGUGUCAACUUAAUACAGGUUUGGCAAAAAGAUAAGGAAAUGAAGAAUGCUAACGCAAGGUACGCCUGGAAUAAUGAACAGUUCGACGCAAUCGACCCUGCAACCACGGAUUACAUUCUUGGUCUGUUUGAGGCAAGUCACAUGCAAUACGAUUUAGACAGAAAUAAAGGCCCAAAGGGGGAACCAUCUCUAGCAGCGCUGACUCAGAAAGCUAUUCGGGUUCUUCAGAAGAACCAAGAUGGCUUCUUUCUGUUAGUGGAAGGAGGUCGCAUUGACCAUGCCCACCAUGAAAAUAACGCCAAGCGCGCGUUGUAUGAUGGUUUAGCCUUCGAGGAUGCUGUAAAAAUUGCUACAAAUAUGACCGACGAAAACGAUACACUCAUAAUUGUAACGGCUGACCACGCCCACGUCUUCAACAUCGCAGGUUAUCCAACACGAGGCAACAACAUUUUUGGCAUAGUUGACAAUGACGAAGAUGAAAAUGGGCCACAUUUCACCACCCUACUUUACGGAAACGGUCCAGGUUACCGUGCGGGAGCUCAAACCGAUGUGCAUGCUACAGAUACGACUGAUAACGACUAUUUACAAUCUGCCGCGGCUCCACGUUUCGAGGAUUCACACGGUGGACAAGAUGUAGGAAUCUAUGCACGCGGACCAAUGGCUCACCUGAUACACGGGGUUCACGAACAACAUUACAUCGCGCAUGUUAUGUCAUACGCCGCAUGUGUUGCAGACAAUAGAAAUCGAUGUAAAGGUAUAGUGACAACAACUCCUACGACCUCCGGAGCCGGAAAUAACGACGUCAGCAAGAUAUAUCUAUUUACGGCAACUUUCGUGGCAUGCUACUUCUUGUGCUAUUAG